AGUAACAAAAUUAAAGAAUAAGCUAAUGCAUUUGAAUGGUAGAGCAAAAUUGUUAAAUUACUGCGCUGUGGGUAUUUUAAGCUAAUUAUUUUGAAAGUAACUUAUUUAUAUCCAUUGAGCAAAAGGGAAUUUAUUUCACAGUAAUACAUUGUGUUGAUAAUGCACACCAGUGAAUGUGUAGCUAAAGAUUAUCAGAAAUAAAAAUGUGUGCUGGAUCUUAUGUAGAUGCUCUUGUAUCUCAAGACCUUGAAAGGAAAGGGGAAGUGGGAUCAUCAGGGAAAAGAGAAGAAUGAGUUCAAAAUCUUUUUUAAGGUGGCAGCUGUCUAACCAAAACAUCUCCUUUCUUAGGAAGGUACUGGUCCCCGUGUUAUUUCAGCAUUUGUGGAGAUUAUAUUUGACAAUUCCGACAACAGGUUACCGGUGAGUUCAGUGAACUGCUUUGGACAUAAUUAUCAUUUCAGACUCAAGUCUGAAUCAAGGUGAUCUUAGCCUUAUGGAAGGCUUCAGCACGGUACCUAGUUUGGAGUAAUUUCUGGUAAAAAGUGCCAUAAACUUUCUGGGUUAGUUGCAGCUGCUUGCAGUAAGUAUGUGAAUUUACUGUUUUUUUUUUUUUUCUUAAGAUUGAUAAAGAGGAAGUCUCGCUUCGCAGAGUCAUUGGAGCCAAGAAGGACCAAUAUUUCUUAGACAAGAAAAUGGUGACGUAGGAAAAAUGAUGUCAUGAAUCUUCUUGAAAGUGCUGGAUUUUCUCGCAGUAAUCCCUACUAUAUUGUUAAACAAGGAAAGAUCAACCAGAUGGCCACAGCUCCUGACUCUCAAAGACUGAAGUUACUAAGGGAAGUAGCUGGUACCAGAGUGUACGAUGAACGUAAAGAGGAGAGUAUUUCACUGAUGAAAGAAACAGAGGGCAAGCGAGAGAAGAUCAACGAGUUGUUGAAAUACAUUGAAGAGCGACUGCAUACUCUAGAAGAGGAGAAAGAAGAGCUGGCACAGUACCAGAAAUGGGAUAAAAUGAGGAGAGCAUUAGAAUACACCAUUUAUAAUCAGGAACUUAAUGAAACCCGAGCUAAGCUUGAUGAGCUUUCUGCUAAACGAGAGACAAGUGGAGAAAAAUCGAGGCAGCUGAGAGAUGCACAGCAAGAUGCUAGAGAUAAAAUGGAGGAAAUAGAACGUCAAGUUCGAGAACUGAAGACAAAGAUUUCUGCAAUGAAAGAAGAGAAAGAGCAACUUAGUGCUGAAAGACAGGAGCAGAUUAAACAGAGGACUAAAUUAGAGCUGAAGGCUAAAGAUCUGCAGGAUGAAUUAGCUGGCAACAGUGAGCAAAGGAAAAGACUGCUAAAAGAGAGGCAAAAACUUCUUGAGAAAAUUGAGGAGAAGCAGAAAGAAUUGGCAGAAACAGAGCCAAAAUUUAACAGCGUAAAAGAAAAAGAAGAGAGAGGGAUUGCUAGACUUGCACAGGCUACACAAGAAAGAACAGAUCUUUAUGCAAAGCAAGGUCGAGGGAGCCAGUUUACUUCCAAAGAGGAAAGGGAUAAGUGGAUAAAGAAAGAACUGAAGUCGUUAGAUCAAGCUAUCAAUGACAAGAAGCGGCAGAUUGCAGCUAUACACAAGGAUUUAGAGGAUACGGAGGCAAACAAGGAGAAAAACCUGGAACAGUACAGUAAACUGGACCAGGAUCUUAACGAAGUGAAGGCUCGCGUUGAAGAAUUGGACAGAAAAUACUAUGAAGUGAAAAAUAAAAAGGAUGAGCUACAGAGUGAAAGAAAUUAUCUAUGGAGAGAAGAGAAUGCAGAACAACAAGCUCUUGCCGCAAAGAGGGAGGAUCUAGAAAAGAAACAGCAGCUUCUCAGAGCAGCAACAGGAAAGGCCAUUUUGAAUGGUAUAGACAGCAUAAACAAAGUUUUGGAGCACUUCCGUCGAAAAGGCAUAAACCAGCACGUUCUAAAUGGCUACCAUGGAAUCGUGAUGAAUAACUUUGAAUGUGAACCAGCAUUCUACACCUGUGUUGAAGUCACUGCAGGGAACAGGUUGUUUUAUCACAUUGUGGAUUCUGAUGAGGUCAGUACAAAGAUCCUAAUGGAAUUUAACAAAAUGAACCUUCCUGGAGAAGUUACUUUCCUCCCUCUGAACAAGCUGGAUGUUAGAGAUACUGCUUAUCCUGAGACUAAUGAUGCUAUUCCUAUGAUCAGUAAACUGAGGUACAAUCCAAGAUUUGAUAAGGCUUUCAAACAUGUUUUUGGGAAGACUUUAAUUUGUCGUAGCAUGGAAGUGUCUACCCAGCUGGCCAGAGCUUUCACAAUGGAUUGUAUCACUCUGGAAGGUGAUCAAGUCAGCCAUCGAGGUGCUUUGACUGGAGGUUAUUAUGACACCAGGAAGUCUCGGCUUGAGUUGCAAAAAGACGUUAGAAAAGCAGAAGAAGAACUUGGUGAACUCGAAGCAAAGCUCAAUGAAAACUUACGUAGAAACAUUGAAAGGAUUAAUAAUGAGAUUGACCAGCUAAUGAACCAAAUGCAGCAAAUUGAAACACAGCAGAGAAAGUUCAAGGCCUCUCGAGACAGUAUUUUGUCAGAGAUGAAAAUGCUGAAGGAGAAAAGGCAGCAGUCUGAAAAGACAUUUAUGCCUAAGCAACGUAGCUUGCAGAGCCUGGAGGCAAGUUUACAUGCUAUGGAGUCAACUAGAGAAUCAUUAAAAGCAGAACUGGGGACAGAUUUGUUGUCUCAGCUCAGCCUUGAAGAUCAGAAACGUGUGGAUGCUCUUAAUGAUGAAAUUCGACAACUACAGCAAGAAAACAGACAGCUUUUGAAUGAGAGGAUUAAAUUGGAAGGCAUUAUCACAAGAGUUGAAACAUAUCUCAAUGAGAAUCUGAGAAAACGCUUAGACCAAGUGGAACAAGAACUGAAUGAGCUUCGAGAAACAGAAGGUGGCACAGUUCUUACUGCCACAACAUCAGAACUUGAGGCUAUCAACAAACGAGUGAAGGAUACACUGGCACGGUCAGAUGAUCUGGAUAACUCUAUUGACAAAACAGAAGCAGGAAUUAAAGAACUUCAGAAAAGCAUGGAACGCUGGAAGAACAUGGAAAAGGAGCAUAUGGAUGCCAUUAACCAUGAUACAAAAGAACUUGAAAAAAUGACAAACAGGCAAGGCAUGCUCCUCAAGAAGAAAGAGGAGUGCAUGAAGAAAAUACGAGAGUUAGGUUCACUUCCACAGGAGGCUUUUGAAAAGUAUCAGACUUUAAGUUUAAAGCAGUUAUUCCGCAAGCUGGAGCAGUGCAAUACUGAACUGAAGAAAUACAGUCAUGUUAAUAAAAAAGCUUUAGAUCAGUUUGUGAAUUUCUCAGAGCAGAAGGAAAAACUGAUAAAAAGACAAGAGGAAUUGGACAGGGGCUACAAAUCCAUCAUGGAGCUGAUGAAUGUCCUUGAGCUCAGGAAAUAUGAGGCUAUUCAGCUAACUUUCAAACAGGUGUCAAAAAAUUUCAGUGAAGUAUUCCAAAAGUUAGUACCUGGUGGGAAGGCCACAUUAGUGAUGAAGAAAGGAGAUGUGGAGGGCAGUCAGUCCCAGGAUGAAGGUGAAGGCAGCACUGAGAGCGAAAGGGGAUCUGGAUCUCAGAGCAGUGUUCCAUCUGUAGAUCAGUUCACUGGAGUUGGCAUAAGGGUAUCAUUCACAGGGAAGCAGGGUGAAAUGAGAGAAAUGCAGCAACUUUCAGGUGGACAGAAAUCUUUAGUGGCCCUGGCUCUAAUAUUUGCCAUCCAGAAAUGUGAUCCAGCUCCGUUUUAUUUGUUUGAUGAAAUUGACCAAGCCUUGGAUGCUCAGCACAGAAAAGCUGUGUCAGAUAUGAUUAUGGAACUAGCUGAACAUGCUCAGUUUAUUACAACAACUUUUAGGCCGGAACUGCUGGAGUCAGCUGACAAGUUCUAUGGUGUAAAAUUCAGAAACAAGGUCAGUCAUAUUGAUGUGAUCACAGCAGAAAUGGCCAAAGACUUUGUAGAAGAUGACACCACACAUGGUUAAAGGAGCUUGUAAUUACUGCUUUUUUUGAAGAUGUGUAUAGUGCUGUUUAUGCCAGGGACCUGUACAUUUAAAAUAUGAAGUAUUUAGUCCUUGUUUAAUAUAGUUUUUGAACACACAUUUUAACCAAGACCUCAGAAGUCUGAGUUUCAAAUGAGGUUGAGUAUCCAUUUUGUCUCUGUUGCUGUAUUUUAUAAGAUGAUUGUUAAUGUUACCUUUAUACAAUACCUGUAGUUUGGAAAUUUUAUUCUCUUCCUUCAAAUCUUUUGUAAAGUGUUUGUUGCUGUUCUAAAGCUUUUCAGAAAGUGCUAGCUAUUUCUUCUUAAGUAUAGUUUUAUCAUUUAUAUUGCCUCACAUGUUUUUUUUUUAAAUGGCUUCAAUUAAAAUGGUUGGUUUUAUGGCUGU
Messenger RNA from Sturnus vulgaris (Common starling), 4410 nucleotides. The record is from RefSeq and is a predicted model, not a curated record. NCBI's taxonomy places the organism in Eukaryota, Metazoa, Chordata, Aves, Passeriformes, Sturnidae.